GUCUACAAAAGACCAAAAUGUCUAAUAACAUGGCCAAGAUUGCAGAUGCAAGAAAAACAGUGGAACAACUGAAACUGGAGGUUAAUAUUGACAGGAUGAUGGUAUCUAAAGCGGCAGCUGAGCUGAUGGCUUACUGUGAGUCCCAUGCAAAAGAGGACCCCCUGGUGACCCCCGUACCAUCCUCAGAAAACCCUUUUAGAGAGAAAAAGAUUUUCUGUACAGUUUUGUAGAUGUUAUUUCUAAGCAACAAGGUUUAUUGUAUUAUUUGCCAGAUUUUCCUUAAACCUCGAGCGAUUUUUUUUGUCACUUAAAUGUCACUUAAAUGUCUAUAAACGUGAAUAGCCUAAUCUCUACAUCUCCACGUGUUUUAGGCUACAAGAACAGGAUUCUUUGGAUUUUCAUUCAUCCAGGUCAUCGUUUAGAUUAGUCUUGAUUGUGGUUUCGAAUCUAUUAUUUUUCCUCAUGGUGGCGCUACAGUUUUUUUUUAAAUGUCUGUUAAUCUCCAUUCAUCAAUACAGCUGCUAUGAGUGUUUGGUGAGGUUGCUUAGCUUACAUAACAGCAAUAAAACAAGA
Molecule: messenger RNA, 573 nt
Organism: Carassius carassius (crucian carp)
Lineage: Eukaryota; Metazoa; Chordata; Actinopteri; Cypriniformes; Cyprinidae
Product: guanine nucleotide-binding protein G(I)/G(S)/G(O) subunit gamma-8
Exons: 2
Coding region: 18-230 (70 amino acids)
Biological process (GO): G protein-coupled receptor signaling pathway
Cellular component (GO): heterotrimeric G-protein complex
Molecular function (GO): G-protein beta-subunit binding
Source: RefSeq, a predicted model, not a curated record